GGAACUGCAGAUGAGGAAAAUGGCAUGGAGCAACUUGACGGUCAACUCAGUAUUGGGGACUUUGUGAAAAUGGAGAGGAUUUUCAAGUCCUCAGGGCCAAACAAACCAAUGUGCAUGACCAGAGAAGAAUUCAUGGAGAGAAUGCUGGAUGCCGUAGGCCAUGGGACAAAGGAGAAAUACGGGAAACUGUUUGAUAAAGUAGACACGGCUCAAGAUGAUUACAUUAACUGGGACAAGCUAACUUCGUUUAUUCUAUUGGAUCUUUAUGAAAAAGAUGAGCAAGCAAAAUCAUCUGUGGUCCCUCAAUGGACAGACCUCAGAUUCCUCCCACUGAUCCACAAAGACACCAUUCAGAAAGUAAUUUUCUUAAAAAGCUUCAAUCGUUACCUGACGAUCAGUAAGGACGGCUUACUAGGAGUUUGGGGAGAGAAUUUAAAUUUGCAAGAAACGCUUCACAUCUCUUUGGACACUGUUAAGCUUAAGGAUCUGUGGGUCACCAGCCUGGUCUCUCUGGAAAAUGUAAACAAGAUAGCCGUGGCUUUUACAAGCAAAGAGAUUUGUUUCUACGAUAUGCUCUCCAAAGAAGGGUUUCCUUGCCAGUAUAAACUGCAUGGCUUGAAGGGCACACCCUCCUGCAUGGACUAUUGGUAUAAUCCUCACGAUGCAAAUGAAUCCAUUCUGACCUUUGGGGAUAUAUCUGGACAGGUGCAUGCCAUUUCUUUCACCUCUGCCCUUAUUUCCUUGUUUGAGCGGCCUGCUUCAUCUUCUGAAGAUGACAAGGCAACUAUGACUGUUAACUGGGAGGAAUUGGUCUCUGGAUAUCACAAAUGCUGCACGACAUUAAAGCACAGAAUUCAUAACAAAGACUGGGUCAGACAAGUUACUUACAAGUCUUCUUUAGAUGCUUUUAUUUCCAGUACAACAAGUAACAUAAACUCAGUUGUUCUGGCACGAAGAGAAAAAUCAAAGAAACAUCUUAAAACUACAUCAUUCAACAUUGCCCAGGGCAUUCAUGCUUUUGAUUAUCAUUCUGGACUCAAUUUAAUUGCAACAGCUGGCAUUAAUCAUAGAGUUUGUCUGUGGAAUCCUUAUCUGGUAACUAAACCUGUCGGAAUCCUCCAGGGCCAUUCAGCAAGUGUAAUUGCCGUUCAGUUCAUUGCUGAAAGAAAACACCUUUUAAGCUUCUCCAAAGAUAAAGUGUUGAGGCUGUGGGCUAUUCAUCACCAGUUAUCUCUACAGAAGAUCUCUAGUUCUUUCCCAAAGAAUCUGGAAUUCCAAGGCCUUUUCCACUUUGAUGAGGCCCACGGUCGACUUUUUAUCUCAUUUAAUAACCAGCUAACAUUUUUGGGAAUGAAAACUGAGACCUCUAAAAGGAUGACAAGUCAUGAAAAAGCGGUCACUUGUGUGCUUUACAAUUCUGUCCUCAAGCAGGUAAUCAGCUCUGAUGCAGGAUCUACAGUUACCUUCUGGAUGAUUGACACUGGGCAGAAAAUCAAACAGUUUACUGGUUGCCAUGGCAAUGAGGAAAUCAGUACCAUGGCCUUAGAUGCAAGUGAGACAAAGCUUUUUACUGGAAGCACAGAUGGAACAGUAAAGAUUUGGGACUUCGAUGGACAUUGUCACCACCUGCUGAAUGUUGGGCAAGAUCGAGCAGUGGACAUCUCUCAGAUCCUAGUUCUAAAUCAGACAGUACUGGUGACAGGCUGGAAGAGGGUAAUUACUGUAUUUCGGUUUCACAACUUGACUCAGUUUUUCAUUCAACCUGAGGAAUGGAAAGGAGCAAUACAGCACCAUGAUGACAUCGUAUGUGCUGCCUUUUUACCACCACAAACUCUAGUCACAGGGAGCUAUGAUGGUGAGAUUGUUGUUUGGAAUAGUAGCACAGAAAGUGCUUCCUGCAUUCUACAGCCUGAUUUUCAAAGACCACUAAAAUCAAAAUUGGGUCCAGAAACAUCUAAACAGUCCUCCUAUAUGGAGAGGAAUUUGUUCUCCACAUCCUCGGAAAGACAUCAAAUGUCAGCACCUGAACCUGACACUGAGUGCAAUAAUGCUGUUACAAGACUUUCCUUCCUAGCCAGAAAGAAUAUUGCAGUGACAGGAGGAGCCAAUCUUGUGUCAUGUGGAGGGAAUGGUUAUGUCAGGUUUUGGAAUGUAUUAACAGAACAGCUGGUGUCUGAAUUCAUGGCUCACAGUGGAGUUGGAGCCAUUAUAAUGGCCACUGACAAAGCCAGUCGCUAUCUCAUCACAGGGGACCUUGAGGGAUGUGUAAAACUCUGGAAUAUCGAGGAGUACUGUAUUCAUUCCAGUAAGAACAAAAUUACUCAGCCACCUACUCUGAUCAGAUCAUAUCAACCUCAUGAAGACCGCAUUACUUACCUGGAGACUUGUGAACAAAAUGGUCAUUUGCUGAUUAUCUCGUCUUCUAUCGACUGCAGCAUUUCUAUUAGUGAUGUCUGUGGCUAUCCCAUUGGGAUUUUUGGACAGAAAGAGCAUUGGCAAAUCAGAAAGUCUUUACCUAUUCCUAAAAGAAAUGAUAAAAUGAUGGAAAAUGAAGUGCAACAGGAAAUUGAUAAAGAGUUCAGGAAGAAACUAACUGCUUCACUUCCUGAGGAAGAUCCAUUUUUGGUCACGGCUGAUCAUUCUGUAGGAGAUGAUGAAGAUAAAUAUGUCUCAGCAGACUUAGACAAUCUGUGGGAAAAUUCAAUCCUAGGCGUGAAAUUCAAAGAGAGCAAUGCUUUCAAGAAAAAGACACACAUUUUCAACAAUGAAGAAGUUUUGCGAAAAUCAUCUAUUGCAUUUAGGUCAUUAAAUAUCGGAGCCCUAGAGAAAGUAAUUGAGAUGAAUAAACCUGAUUUUCUACUCAGCCCUGAGAAAUACUUCAGAGAAAAGACUGAAGAGAAGUGCUCUAAAAGUGCAAAACUUCCCACCCUCUCAGGAACACUGAAAGCUGCAUUUGAUGAGAAAAGCCUGUUCCCCAAAGAAAUCCUGGAUCGUGAACAAAAGGCAAAGCAAUUGUAUCAGCAAACAUGUAGCAAGGGGAAGAUAAAAAGAGAAACAAGAAUCAAGAAAAAUUGA
Tachyglossus aculeatus (Australian echidna) is the source of this 3075-nucleotide messenger RNA. It is a transcript of the gene WDR49, whose product is annotated as WD repeat domain 49. The record is from RefSeq and is a predicted model, not a curated record. Lineage: Eukaryota; Metazoa; Chordata; Mammalia; Monotremata; Tachyglossidae. Bases 25 to 3075 code for a protein of 1016 amino acids. The transcript is spliced from 18 exons. Gene Ontology annotation, molecular function: protein binding.